AUGUCAGUGCCCGUCCCACCACCAGCAGUCGAGACUUUCCCGGCAGGCGUACGUCCUUUCGCUCAGCGUAAACAUCCAAAAACGAUCUGCAUGUUCGAUGUCGAUGGGACCUUAUCCUUGGCGAGACAAGAAGCAUCUCCUGCUAUGUUCGCUACUUUACAGAAAUUACGGGAGUACACCGCUGUCGCUUUCGUUGGUGGAAGUGAUUUGAGUAAGAUCUUAGAACAAGUUAGAAGUCUUAAUCUCUUUGAUUACGGAUUCGCCGAAAAUGGUCUUACAGCAUACAAGCUCGAACAACCCCUCGCUUCAGCAAGCUUCAUCAAACAUGUCGGAGAAGAAGAAUACAAGAAACUCGUCAACUGGAUUUUAAGAUAUUUGAGUGAAGUUGAUGUUCCCAUCAAGAGAGGUACUUUUAUCGAAUUCAGAAAUGGUAUGAUCAACGUUUCUCCUAUUGGAAGGAAUGCAUCAAUCCAAGAACGACUUGAUUUCCAAGAAUUUGACAAUGAACACCACAUUAGAGCCGAUAUGGUCACUAGACUUGAAGAAGAAUUCCUCCAUUUAGGUUUGAAUUUCGCUAUUGGUGGUCAAAUCAGUUUCGAUAUUUUCCCCAAAGGAUGGGAUAAAACUUAUUCUCUCACACAUGUUGAAAAAGACGGUUACGAUACCAUCCACUUCUUCGGUGAUAAAACAUACAAAGGUGGAAAUGAUUAUGAAAUCUUCUCUGAUCCAAGAGUCAUUGGACAUACAGUCACUUCACCAGAAGAUACAAUGAGACAACUUGAUGAGUUGUUUGAGGGUCUUGCUUAG
This is a messenger RNA of Kwoniella shivajii, 807 nucleotides long. RefSeq lists its product as uncharacterized. Lineage: Eukaryota; Fungi; Basidiomycota; Tremellomycetes; Tremellales; Cryptococcaceae. Gene Ontology annotation, biological process: GDP-mannose biosynthetic process; protein N-linked glycosylation; mannose metabolic process. Gene Ontology annotation, cellular component: cytosol. Gene Ontology annotation, molecular function: phosphomannomutase activity. The record is from RefSeq and is a predicted model, not a curated record. Bases 1 to 807 code for a protein of 268 amino acids. The transcript is spliced from 7 exons.